AUGAAUGACGAUGCAUUAAGAUAUGCUGAACGUCUUGUACCACGUUCUUAUAUUGACUUAGCUCGACAAGCACGUCGAUCACAUGAACAACAAAUUCGACAAAUUAUUGAACACAGAAAAUUACCUGAACAACCAUUAGAAGAACAUGUUAUUGAACAAUGGAUAAACGAAAUGGCACAAAUGGAUUCAAAUAAUUUUGAAGGAAAUGUUGGCGUGGGAGAACGUGAAGGUCGUAUUUAUUCAUCGCUUGUUGCACGACGACAUUCUUUACUUUCACAUGGUAUUGGACGUUCCGGUGAUAUCAAUGCAAUUCAACCAAAAGCAGCUGGCUCAUCGUUACUUAACAAACUUACUAAUGAACUUGUACUUGAUGCAAUUCAUGCUCUUGGCUUAAGAACAAUCACUCAUGCAGUUGUUAUUCCAAUGGCAACGGGUAUGACGAUGACAUUGUGCUUAUUAACAUUUAAAAAACAACGGCCACAAUCUCGUUAUGUUCUCUGGUCACGUAUUGAUCAGAAAAGUUGUUUUAAAUCAAUUUUAACAGCUAAUCUAGAACCAAUUAUUAUUGAGCAAAUAGAAAAUAAUAACUAUCUUCAAACCAAUGUUGAUGAAUUUGAAAAACAAAUUCACAAAUUUAAUCCACAUGAAAUUUGUUGUAUUAUAUCAACAACAAGUUGUUUUGCACCUCGUGCUAUUGAUAAUGUUCAACAGAUAAGUAAUCUAUGUCAAAAAUAUUCGAUUCCACAUUUAAUUAAUAAUGCAUAUGGUUUACAAUCAACAAAAAUUAUUCAUGAAAUUGAACAAGCUAAACGUUCCAAUGGUCGAAUUGACUAUAUUGUUCAAAGUACAGAUAAAAAUUUUCUUGUGCCUGUUGGUGGUUCAAUUGUUCUUACAUAUGAUUCGAAAUUAUUCGAUGCGCUUUCACAUGCUUAUCCAGGUCGUGCUUCAAUAACUCCAACAACCGAUAUGUUUAUUACACUUUUAUCAAUGGGCAAAAAAGGUUUAUUAGACUUAGUACAAAAACGAAAAAAUCUAUUUAAUUUAUUUUAUGAAAAACUUAUACAAUGGACAAAAGAUAAUGAUGAAUAUAUACUUUCAUCGAAGCAAUUCAGUCCAAUAUCAAUUGCUAUAUCACUUAAACAUUUACCAAAUGAACGCGUUACUGAACUCGGUUCUAUGUUAUUUACACGACGAAUAUCAGGUGCAAGAGUUAUCAAAUUAGGAACGAAACAAACUAUUGAUACAUAUGAAUUUAUGAAUUAUGGUGCGCAUUCAUCAAAUAUUCAAUGUUCUUAUUUAACUGUGGCAGCUUCUAUUGGCAUGGAAGAAAGUGAUAUUGAUAUAUUUAUGAAAAAAUUUGAUAGCAUUUAUCAAAAAUUACGACGCAAUGAAAACAGUGAUGAUUAA
Messenger RNA from Rotaria socialis, 1407 nucleotides. The record is from the annotation of a GenBank genome assembly. Lineage: Eukaryota; Metazoa; Rotifera; Eurotatoria; Philodinida; Philodinidae.